Molecule: messenger RNA, 1997 nt
Organism: Papilio polytes (common Mormon)
Lineage: Eukaryota; Metazoa; Arthropoda; Insecta; Lepidoptera; Papilionidae
Gene: nAChRalpha2
Product: acetylcholine receptor subunit alpha-like 2
Exons: 8
Coding region: 35-1669 (544 amino acids)
Biological process (GO): monoatomic ion transmembrane transport; nervous system process; regulation of membrane potential
Cellular component (GO): synapse; neuron projection; postsynaptic membrane
Molecular function (GO): transmembrane signaling receptor activity; acetylcholine-gated monoatomic cation-selective channel activity
Source: RefSeq, a predicted model, not a curated record
AAUAACCUUUAGACGUGAGAUUUUAUUGUGCAUAAUGAUUAGGUUAUUUGUUAGCAUUUUAUUUGCAACUUGUGGUAUUAUUUACGCGAAUCCGGACGCAAAGAGACUUUAUGAUGACUUGUUGAGCAAUUACAAUAGACUUAUACGGCCGGUCGACAAAAAUAACAACACGGUGCUCGUCAAACUGGGGUUACGUCUCUCUCAACUGAUUGAUUUGAAUUUGAAAGAUCAAAUCUUAACUACGAACGUUUGGUUGGAACAUGAAUGGGAAGAUCAUAAAUUUAAAUGGGACCCCAACGAGUAUGGUGGGGUCAAGGAACUCUACGUGCCAUCCGAACAUAUCUGGUUACCUGAUAUCGUUUUGUAUAACAACGCUGAUGGAGAGUACGUAGUGACAACGAUGACGAAAGCUGUGCUACACCACACGGGCAAAGUUCUAUGGACUCCGCCAGCAAUCUUCAAAUCAUCCUGUGAAAUUGAUGUCCGGUACUUUCCAUUUGACCAACAGACAUGUUUCUUGAAAUUCGGUUCUUGGAGUUAUGAUGGAGAUCAGAUUGAUUUAAAGCAUAUUAACCAGAAGAAAGGUGAUAUGGUGGAGGUCGGUAUUGAUUUACGUGAGUAUUAUCCCUCUGUGGAGUGGGAUAUUCUUGGGGUACCUGCUGAGAGACAUGAGCGGUAUUACCCUUGCUGUCAGGAACCUUACCCAGAUAUCUUCUUUAACAUAACAUUAAGGAGAAAAACGUUAUUCUACACGGUUAACCUUAUCGUACCCUGUGUAGGCAUAUCAUAUCUUUCAGUUCUUGUUUUCUAUUUACCAGCGGAUUCUGGAGAAAAAAUAGCAUUAAGCAUUUCGAUUCUACUUUCGCAGACCAUGUUCUUUUUACUGAUAUCAGAAAUCAUACCUUCCACGUCUCUAGCUCUGCCGUUAUUGGGUAAAUAUCUGUUAUUCACAAUGUUACUAGUUGGAUUGUCAGUCGUAAUAACUAUUAUAAUACUGAAUGUACACUAUCGUAAGCCGAGUACACACAAAAUGGCACCGUGGGUUAGAAAAUUCUUUAUAACGAAACUACCCAAGUUGCUUCUUAUGCGAGUACCGAAAGAUCUGCUGAGAGAUCUGGCUGCUCAGAAAAUAGCUGGUAGAAGUAUGAAAAAAAAUAAAUUCAAGAAUGCUUUGGCGGCGGUUGAACAGACGAACUCGAAUGCAUCCAGCCCGGACUCGUUACGUCACAAUAUGCCAGGAGGAUGUAACGGUCUACAUACUACUACUGCAACCAACAGAUUCAGUGGACUGGUGGGAGCUCUUGGUAGUCUGGGCGCGGGUUACAACGGCCUGCCCUCGGUUAUGUCCGGUCUCGAUGAUUCUUUGAGCGAUGUCGCCCCUCGUAAGAAGUAUCCCUUCGAACUGGAGAAAGCUAUCCACAACGUUAUGUUUAUACAACACCACAUGCAGCGACAGGAUGAAUUCAAUGCGGAAGAUCAAGAUUGGGGCUUCGUCGCAAUGGUACUGGACAGGCUGUUCCUCUGGAUUUUCACCAUCGCUUCGAUUGUCGGCACUUUCGCAAUCCUCUGCGAGGCUCCUUCUCUGUACGAUGACACUAAGCCUAUUGACAUGGUUCUGUCAUCUGUGGCGCAGCAGCAAUUUCUCCCAGUAGACAGCGGGGAUUCUUAAACAAUGAAUCAAGAAUUUACGAUUUCAUAUUCAUUUGACGGAAUCAAAAAAUCUUGCAAUCAACACCUUAAUAACAUUAUCUUAAAAGAUAUUGAAACUUAAUACUCCAUAUUCAGUUUUGUUAAUGAGAGCAUAUUGUUAAGAAUAAAAUUGUAAUUUGUCAAGCUUUGAAAUUAAUACUAAUCUAGAUAGUAAUAUUAAAUUCCUUUUCGAUAUUUAUUGAUUUUAAUAAACCAUAGUAGUUGUUUUACUGGACAGAUAAUCUUGAGGACAAAUGUUAGUUAUGUUAUAAUGUCAUAGUAUUCCAACUUUUAUAAAAUUUGCUAGG